GGCAUCAGCUAGUCAAUCUGCACAUGUGUCUUUUUAAAAGGGAGCAAGAGAGGGUGGUGCACGCACGAAUUGGACCUUGUUCCUAAUAGUUUGGCUUUAGUUAGGAACAAAGUAUAGAUCAAGUCAAUUUUAAAUCUUUCAAGUGAAUCAUAACAGUGUCAUGAAGUGGGGUUGGGUACUGCUGGGGGUUCUGCUAACUUUUGGCUAUCUGUGCUGGAGCGAGAAGGGUCUGGAUUUCCCCGAAUAUGAUGGCAAGGACCGCGUCCAUCAGCUGACCAUCAAGAACUACAAGUCUGUGAUGAAGAGAUACGAUGUCAUGGUCAUCUACCUUCACAAGCCUGUGGGAGAGGACCGCAUGUCCAGGAAGCAGUUUGAAGUGGAGGAACUAGCUUUAGAGUUGCUAACGAGUCCCGCAGCCCUGACGUACCAGCUUGCUGCGCAGGUGCUUGAUGAUCUUGACGAUGAAGACAUUGGAUUCGGCCUGGUGGACUCAAAGAAAGACCGAGCUGUUGCUAAGAAGCUGGGUCUGCUGGAGGUGGAGAGCAUCUACAUCUUUGCAGAUGACGAGAUCAUCGAGUACGACGGAGAGCUGGCGGCCGACACGCUGCUGGAGUUCCUCUAUGACGUGAUCGAGGAGCCUGUGGAGAUCAUCAGUAAUGACAGAGAGCUCAAAGGCUUCCAUCACAUCCAGGAGGACAUCAAACUCAUGGGCUACUUCAAGAGCGCCAAAUCUUCACACUUCAUUGAGUACGAUGACGCCGCUGAAGAGUUUCAUCCCUUCAUCAAGUUCUUUGCCACAUUUGAGCCAAAGAUUGCUAAGAAAUUAAACCUGAAGAUGAAUGAAGUGGAUUUCUACGAGCCCUUCAUGAUCAAACCCGUCACCAUCCCUGGCAAACCCUACACGGAGGACGACAUCGUCAGCUUCAUCGAGGAGCACGACAGGCCAACUCUAAGAAAGCUGGAGCCCCACAGCAUGUAUGAGAUCUGGGAAGAUGAUAUUAACGGACAGCACAUCGUGGCCUUCGCUGAGGAGUCUGACCCUGAUGGUUAUGAGUUCCUGGAGAUCCUGAAGGAAGUGGCUCAAGAAAACACAGAGAACCCAGACUUAAGCAUCAUCUGGAUCGAUCCUGACGACUUUCCUCUGAUGGUGCCGUACUGGGAGAAGACCUUCGGCAUCGACCUCUCGUCUCCUCAGAUCGGUGUGGUGGACGUCGAGGACGCUGACAGUGUGUGGAUGGAGAUGGAUGAUGAAGAGAACAUGCCGACCGCAGACGAGCUCGACACCUGGAUCGAAGACGUGAUGUCUGGAAGAAUCAACCCUGGUGACGAAACUGACUCCAACCAUGAUGAUGACGAAGAGGAGGAUGACGAAGAUGAUGACGAAGAUGAUGAGGGUGAUGACGACUACAACGAUGAUGAUGAUGAUGAAGAAGAUGAUGAUGACGAUGAUGAUGACGAUGAAUAAAUGAUCUCAGUGUUCACGUCCU
Messenger RNA from Carassius carassius (crucian carp), 1487 nucleotides. Its product is annotated as calsequestrin-1-like. Gene Ontology annotation, biological process: regulation of skeletal muscle contraction by regulation of release of sequestered calcium ion. Lineage: Eukaryota; Metazoa; Chordata; Actinopteri; Cypriniformes; Cyprinidae. The transcript is spliced from 12 exons. The record is from RefSeq and is a predicted model, not a curated record. Gene Ontology annotation, cellular component: sarcoplasmic reticulum lumen. Bases 161 to 1465 code for a protein of 434 amino acids. Gene Ontology annotation, molecular function: calcium ion binding.